AGUAUGAGAUGCCGUGCACUCGGACGUGCCCUGCCUAAGCGGCCGACUAGGACGGCAACGACUACGUCACCCCGAUGGAUGAGCAGCAUCUCCCAGCGCCCCAACUCAGACUACGUCUCGUUCCCGGGGGCGCUCAAGAGCGCCUUUACCAACACUCUCGAGUUCCAGAGCCCGCAGUCGUGGACGGCGCUCCCGACGUACAGGGUAGUGGACCAGAACGGCGACGUGGUGGACGGGACCUUCCAGCCAGACAUCGGCGCCGAGGCCAUCGAGAAGCUGUACACGGACAUGCUCUACAUCUCCAUCCUGGACCUCAUCAUGUUCGAGGCGCAGCGUCAGGGCCGCCUGAGCUUCUACAUGGUCAGCGCGGGGGAGGAGGCCGUAUCGGUGGGCAGCUCGAGCGUGCUGGACCCGGACGACGUCAUCUUCUGCCAGUACCGGGAGCAGGGAGCCUUUCGGGAGAGGGGGUUCGGCACGGGGGACUUUAUGGCCCAGCUCUUUGCCAACAGGAACGAUCCCGGCAGGGCGAGGAGCAUGCCUGUUCACUAUGGGAGUGCCAAGUUGAAUAUCCAUACGAUCUCAUCGCCACUCGGAACUCAACUGACGCACGCGGCGGGAAACGCAUACGGCCAGAGGCUACGGCGACUACAUGAUCCCGGGGUCAAGCCGGUGGUGACGGUGGCGUACUUUGGCGAGGGGACGUCGUCGGGGGCCGACUUCCACGGGGCGCUCAACAUCGCGGCGACGCGGUCGUGCCCGAUCAUCUACGUGUGCCGCAACAACGGGUUCGCCAUCUCGACGCCGACGCUGGAGCAGUACCGGGGGGACGGGGUGGCGAGCCGCGGGACGGGGUACGGCAUCGACACGAUCCGGGUGGACGGAAACGACGUGUGGGCGGUGCGCGAGGCGGUCAAGCGGGCGCGCGCGCUGGCGCUGGAGGAUGGCGGGAAGCCGGUCCUCGUCGAGGCCAUGUCGUACCGCGUGUCGCACCACAGCACGUCGGACGACUCGUUCGCGUACCGGGCGCGCGUCGAGGUCGAGGACUGGAAGCGCCGCGACAACCCCAUCGCCCGGCUGCGCAAGUGGAUGGAGUCCCGGUCGCUCUGGGACGACGGGCGCGAGAGCGAGGCCAGGGACCGCUUCAGGAAGGAGAUCCUGCGCGGCAUAGCCGAGGCCGAGAAGGAGAAGAGGCCGCCGCUGCGCAUGAUGUUCGAGGACACCUACGAGGAGCUGACGCCCCAGCUCAGGGACCAGAUGGACCAGCUCAGGGCCGUCAUGGAGAGGUACCCCGACGAGUAUGACGUCGGCGAGUUCGAGGGCGGGGUGGAGAGUCUGAGGAACAGGUCCAAGGUGGUGGGAUGA
Geosmithia morbida is the source of this 1362-nucleotide messenger RNA. RefSeq names its product 2-oxoisovalerate dehydrogenase E1 component alpha subunit. Gene Ontology annotation, molecular function: oxidoreductase activity, acting on the aldehyde or oxo group of donors, disulfide as acceptor. Lineage: Eukaryota; Fungi; Ascomycota; Sordariomycetes; Hypocreales; Bionectriaceae. Gene Ontology annotation, biological process: branched-chain amino acid catabolic process. The record is from RefSeq and is a predicted model, not a curated record. The transcript is spliced from 2 exons. The annotation marks the transcript as partial.